Molecule: messenger RNA, 480 nt
Organism: Ziziphus jujuba (common jujube)
Lineage: Eukaryota; Viridiplantae; Streptophyta; Magnoliopsida; Rosales; Rhamnaceae
Exons: 1
Coding region: 1-480 (159 amino acids)
Source: RefSeq, a predicted model, not a curated record
AUGGCAUUUAACGCUCUUGAAGGUUUGGGUUUAGCCAAGCCCAUAACCACUAUGAUUACGAUGAUGAUGCAGAAGAAACCUGUGGUUUUAUACCACUAUCCAGACAAAGCUUUUGCAGUUUUAGCAGCUCACCUCUUCUUCUUUGCUACUUGUCUUCUGGUGAUGUUCUUCCGCAACACCGUCUGCAACCCCAUCGCUUCCAAUCAGCUCCCUCUAGCCAUAAUCAGCAAUAUUUACCUUCUAGACUUCGUGGAUCCGUCUGGGUUUGUUCAGGAAAUCUCUUCCAAGGUCAGCAGAGUGGUGGUUUUGGAUCACUACAAGACCGCAGUGGAUUGCGGUGAGAAUUCUUGUUCAGUUGGUGAGAAUGUGGAAAGGGUUAUUGAUAUCCGGAGGAGUGGAGCUACUAUUGUUUUUGAUUAUUUCGAGGAAAGAGCUGGUAGUGGUCUAAAAGAUUUGAAUGUUGUUUCGAUGCGGGUUUGA